AUGAGUCCCCCAACAAACACCACAUUCAAGCCAAAUAAUUAUACAAAAUUAAUUAACUUAUUAUUGUCCACGUUUCUACACCCAGUUUCUUCGAAUUUGAAAGAUUUUUACUUGGAGUUGAACAAGUUUAACCUGAGCAAUCCUCUGCAACUGCCAAUUCCAACAGAAUCAGAUAAAGCUCAGUUGCAGAGUGGCAGCACUCUCAUUCAAGGCGUUCCUCACAAAGUAAACAACGAUUUCAUUCAGCAGUGUCUACAGCUAUCUUCUAGUCUGAACAUAUCCCAUCACUUCGCUUCAUCUCUCUUACAACACGCUAUUCAAAGAUGCAGCAGAUUCCAAUCUACUCCCUUAGAAACUGCCUUUAUUCUCUUUUUCAAUGAAAGAUUGGACUUGAUUAGAGCGUUGCAACUCAUUUUGAGUGGAUCAAAUGAUUUAGCUGUCAAAGAAUCCGGUUUGAUGGAUAUUCUUAAUAACUUCUCCAUUCAAUUGUUAGACAACAAUUUUAUCAGUACAACUAUUAGCGAACUAAAAAAGCUCAAAAGUUUCACUUUACAGCUCGAUAAUGUCGAUCAAAACGUCAUCAUCCAGUGUAACCAGUUCAUUCGCCUAAUUAGACAAGAGCUAGCUCACCUGCUAUACUUGUUCGCUCAUACACACCCACUCAACCAAUCUGAUAUCACUUCCAUCCUCACUUACACUUCCACGAUAGACAAUGAUGACCCAAUUACACCAUACUCUCUAUCAUCCCUGUUAGCUGCAUUCAAUGACGUUUCUCAAGAUGUAAAUUUCUUAAGUAACACUUUCAGGUCACUCCAAUCUGGAAAGUGGUCGAGCAACCCCCUUAAAGCUGUCAUUCUCCUCAGGUACUCACUUUUCAUUGUUAAUUCAUUCCAAUCCAAUCCUAAACUCACAACAACUACCUCCAUCACAGAAGACGACGUCGAAAAGGCUGUACUGGGGGCUAUAAACGAUGACGCUUUCCUUCACCUCCAGCAUAUUCUCCUUAAUUCCACUGAAUCAGACACUCCACUCAACGAUGAUUUCAAACCGCACCUUCUCUACCAGUAUGACACUUUUAUCACACAAUUUAUUACCACCCUCUCACCCAUCCUCCGCAAACUCAAACAUAGAGAGGAAGAUUUAGUUCUGUCUUCGUCUAGAUCUCGCUCCUUCGUCGACCAGCCACCAAGCUCAAGACAGGAUCUGGCUCAACUUUACUUCCUCAUAGCCCUCCUCUAUAGAAACACUGAGCCUGAAGCAGCCCUGAAAUUUUGGGUCGUUGACAAUGACGAUUAUAGGUUGUUUUCCUUCUUAAAAUGGUCCGCAGAAGCACGUACUCCAUCAAUGGUUCACUCGCUAUUUGAGAUGAUCGGUUCUUUAGCCUCGGGUACUCAGUGUGCUACUUAUGUUUAUGAAUUCCUCUCCGGUAACCCCGAUAUCAAUGAAAACAACUUGUGUUCAUGGAACAGCUUAUUUGGUGCAUUAGAGUUCUACGCCACCAAUCUCCGUCAACAGGGUGAUACAAGGGGUGAGAUACCACCUGAAGAAAUUAAUCUACUCAAAGCGUUUUUGUUCGUUCUCAAGCAAGUCGUCGGUUACUCUACGAUAGCGAGAGCAUCACUGAUCGACAACGCUACAUACAAACCUAUCCAGACUCUCUUCACUUUCCUCACAUGCCCUAUUCCUGUCGACCUGAAAGGAUCGCUUUUCGACACCUUAUCUGCAUUUGCUGCUCCAAUUUCAACCAGCGUAAUGAGUCAAAGUAAUGCUUCACUUGCAUCUGAGAACGCACGCAAGAUCUGGUCAAUGCUCGAACAGUCACAGAUUUUACCAACUCUUAAAGUCAAACAACCAACUCUCCAGGGCUUAAUGUUUGAGUUGGAAGAGAUUGAAUCACCUGCUGGCACUUACCCUAUCAGUGCAGCUUUCAUAAAUUUCCUCAAUAAUCUUAUACACACUCCUGCGAAGUCUCUCACUCUGCGCAAGGGAAUGGAGAUUGAUAGUCAGACUAUUCCACUCGGACUGGGUGCCAGUCAUCGCCAACCGGGCAUACAGCCAUUUAUCAACUAUGUCAUAGAUGGCAUUUUGCUUAAGCUGCCUCAACGCGGCUUCAAGUAUUUGGGUGAACGUUGGAAAUUAACAGAAACGUCGCUGUGUUUUGUCGAGAAGUGCCUGAGUACUUAUGACUUGUCGCAGUUGUUCGUAGAGAAUGUAAUUAAUGUCGGCAGCGUAAAUGAGGUUAUUGCCAAUCCGUCCGAUGUUAGUUUAUGUGCAUUGGUCCUGCAUCCUGGCUUCAAUAUCCUUACACAAUUUUUGAGCGGCGGAGCUAUCCUCGGCGAAGUGUUCAAUUUGGUGGGAACAGGUAUCGACGCGCUGUUAGAUAACAGAUUCAAGACACCUCUCUACGCUAAGUGCAUCCAGCGUUGCUUGCGUAUUAUUUACCGCGUUAUCUCAAUACAGGCAAUGUAUCUGGAAGUACUUUUGCCGCUACUCUCCCAACACAACAACAUCAUCCCUGGAGUAGGCAGAAUAGACCUCCCAUCGUCUUUAAACACCAUUGACCAGCAGCUCUUAUUCGCUCACGACACCAUCAUUCAACUAGCCCUCUACGUCAACGCCAUGGAUGAAGAAACGGCGCUCCUCGCCGUUAAGAUCAUCAGCGCGCUUGCCAAAUCUCCACAUUUCAACACCGCCGAUGGAUUCACUAAUCACUAUAAGCGUCGCAUGAAUAGAUUGACAGGAAUCAUUGACUCGAGUGAUGAAAGUUUAAGAAUUCUGUCUGGAUUUGUGAAGUUACUCGAAGUUGACACACCCGAGAGUGAAACAGAUGAGGAUGGUAUAGAAGGAUUGUUGAGUGAAGAUGCACAAGAUAUCCAGCUCAGUCAGGCGUCUAGGAGUGUAGUGUUGGAUUUACUUAUUGAAAACACCAAGUUAUCAGCACCAGCGCCAAACAUUGCGCACUUCUUACUUGGAUUCAAUCUCCAAUCCGCAUCGCCAUCCGAAAUAGAGAUAGAAGAUCCUUCGAAUCAAUCUACCAAGGUGUCCUGCCUUCACGUCAUAUUUUCACUUUUGGGUCAAGGUAUCAGUGAUGAAGACGAUGAUUUACCUCUGUUCAUUAGACAUCCUAUCCUCGCUGAAAAGUGCUACCGCCUCAUUUACCAACUCACCAUCUCGGAAUUGACAUCGAAUGCUACUCUUAGAUAUCUCAGAAACCGCGAGGACUUCUUCUAUAGACAGCUACAGGCUCUGCCUAUUAAGCAGAGCGCACACAAUGCAGCAUCCCAACCGUUAGGUUUGGUAAGCUAUGGCGAUGGGAGCGUGCUUCAGACUACAGCGGCAUCUCUAGCAUCUUUCCUUAGAUUCAGGGGAUGGCUGCUCGAUAUUGUGGCUCUCGAGUUACACGCUCUAAGCAAUGCAUCACAAAUGCAGCGUGUGAGCAGAUUAGUAGACGUACUGUUUUCAGAUACGCAGCAAUUCCAAGUCAUAGAGAAUGAGAAUGAGUUUGGAGAAAUGAUGGAGCACACCCAGCAAUUCGACCAGUCGCUCAUCAAGAUUUUAGAUAUCUAUCAAUCUCUUGAUCUCGAUUAUGUGGAUGAUGAAACAAGUACUGACUUGUCAGUGACCUUCUUCAACGGAAUUGAUUUAUCGACAUGCUUAAAGACAGAUGAGCAUGGCAGUAUUAUAUACGACUUUAAGUCACUAUUAACUCUCCUCUCUGGUUACAGACGCCACUUGUCAAAGAGCGGCGUCAUCGCAUCACCCACCCAGCACGAGCAGGUGAAAGGAGAGAUUAGAGAGAUAAUGCGUUUCUUGUCAGCGGAUAAUCGUCGUCGUCAAGUACAUUACGCCCGUCAAUUCAAUCUCGAGAGCUGGCGUCGUAUUCUUGACAUAAUACUGAGUAAAUGCUUUGAUGUGAUUGGAGGUGACAGACGGGAGAAUGUUCUACUCAAUAUCAUUUCCACCAUUCUUCCUAAAUUGACAAACGUCGACGUUUCACCUGCUACACUCGAGUUGCUUUCUAGCGUUAUUCUCUCGUUAAUCACCAAAUUGCGCGUUACAUUUAGUAGUCUUUCUGAAGCAGAUCUCGAUGAGAGGUUGUACACCAUGCCUAGCGACAGACUUGGUAGUGUAUUGCGUCAGGUGAUUGAAGUUAUCGUUAAACCGGGCACGACUGUGAUAGUGCGCGGAAAUCUUUACUCUGUUUUGCAUAACUAUCUGCAAAUUGUCAACAUACAAAGCAUAUCACACGGCAAUUUGGAAAGCGAAAGUCAAUACCUCCUAGAAAGUGCUUUCCAACAGUUGAUCCCUAUCAUAUGUAGAGAUUGCGUUGAUGGUAGUGAAGUGUGGAAAACGGUGGCGUUUAGUGUACUUGAUGGUCUUGUUGCACUUUCGAGCAAGAGUGGAUCACAUGCACCACUCAACAUCAUUGUCAAACAUGGCUUUUUGCGUAACUUCAUUCAAUCAGUUAAGGAUCGCGAGGAUGUGCUCAUCAAUAUUAUACAAAACGAUCCAGAAUCUCUCAACCCACUUUACGUGUUUGAGGCCAAGAUGUCUAGUCUUUUGCGUAUGGCGCAGGACAACAAAGGCGCCGAAAAGCUACUUGACGCUCAACUGUUUACAGUUCUCGCACAGUGCGAAUUCAUCUCUUGUCGUCCUUCCGGGGAAGAGACUCUGAUGGACUACGAGAGUUUCCUCCCACCAGCUGCCGAGCGUUACCAUCAGCUCCUCCUUCCCACCCUACAACUCGCCUCGACAGUACUAUCGUCCGUUGGCUCAACUUCUACUGCGGCUGCUAAAGAGGCACUUGGAUUCGUGUAUGCGCAUCGUGAAGUCUUUUUGGAGAUUUUACGUGAUAACCCAUCAUUGACUUCCGUCGCACUCGUACGCGAGCAUCAUUUGAUCGUUUGCAUACUCAAUCAAGUUCAAGCUGUAGUUUCGGAUGAUGAUCUUAUCUCCCCAUCUGCGUUCGGCGCUUUCCAUACGGCGAUUCUCAACCUUUCGACGAAAUACAUGACACGUGCAAACUGGAUAGACAGAGUCGUGCCGUUUACCGAUACAGAACGGGAUGAUGCACAGAUAGUUUCAAAAGGUGGUAACGAGUCAUCCAAGUUCUCGAUAAUUGCUUCAGUCGCAGUGGAGAAGGUGAACGAGUGGCUGCUGAAUUACCUUACAAUCUCUAGGCGGUCGAAUUCGACGUCAUUCAGACCACUGCUGCUACCAGUUUUCCCUCAAUUCAAAGACGGACAGGACUUGCACCAAGCAUCGACCUCGUCACCUAGCCUCGGUCAAGCUGUGACGGGACUAAAGGAGUUAGUUUCGCUGUUCUAUGGCACAGUGUUCGACUUUAAAGAGCACCAGUUUAAAAUGCAGCAAUCGCCGUCAUUGCAGAUUGAAGUAAUGCAGCAGUCUAUUGCUAAAGUUCUCAAGUCCCGUUUAGUAAGAAUAGAAAUGAUGCUGGUGCUGAUUUGGCGUCAUGCUGAAUUUUACAUGAAUCUCAACCAGAAGUCAAAUCUGUCGUUGUCAACGUCGAUGAAGCCAUACGGGAAUAUCGACAGCUAUGCUAUAUCAAGAGAGAUGUCUCACCUUGUCACACCGACACUGUCCAAGAUAGACAACUUGGAGUUAAGUAGCGAGAUGAUUAAAGGGUUGGAUGUUCGAUCAACGCAGGUAUUCCUGCAAAUUGUAUCCCGACGCAUCAGAGAAACGAUGCUUAGUGGGCUGAGUGAGACGGACCGGAGUAGAUAG
This is a messenger RNA of Wallemia ichthyophaga EXF-994, 5745 nucleotides long. Its product is annotated as Nuclear pore complex protein. NCBI's taxonomy places the organism in Eukaryota, Fungi, Basidiomycota, Wallemiomycetes, Wallemiales, Wallemiaceae. Gene Ontology annotation, cellular component: nuclear pore; nuclear pore inner ring. The record is from RefSeq and is a predicted model, not a curated record. Bases 1 to 5745 code for a protein of 1914 amino acids. Gene Ontology annotation, biological process: nuclear pore organization. The transcript has 7 exons. Gene Ontology annotation, molecular function: structural constituent of nuclear pore.